Molecule: messenger RNA, 5049 nt
Organism: Diachasmimorpha longicaudata
Lineage: Eukaryota; Metazoa; Arthropoda; Insecta; Hymenoptera; Braconidae
Gene: Synj
Product: synaptojanin-1
Exons: 3
Coding region: 395-3925 (1176 amino acids)
Biological process (GO): synaptic vesicle endocytosis; phosphatidylinositol dephosphorylation
Molecular function (GO): phosphatidylinositol-4,5-bisphosphate 5-phosphatase activity; nucleic acid binding
Source: RefSeq, a predicted model, not a curated record
CUCACGAGUGAGUGAGCGAGUGUCCCUCACCUCGCAAAAGUGAGAAAUGAGAAAUAACAAUACAUGACUUAAAAAGAGAUGAAAACCAACCGUUGAGAGUGAAAAAUAAAAAGUUCAGGCCUCAAGAUUACAGAGAAAACUUCAGGGAAAUUGGAGUUGAUGUAGUGAAAUUUUACGAGUGUUUACAAAUCAAGUGUCAGUGGCAAAAAAUAAAUCGGUAUUAACCACUCGAUGCCGAUUCCUCUCCGAUCAGAUUCUCCCGAACGAAAAGAUAAAAAUAAUUAUUGCAAAAAAAAAACAACAACCGACCGGUUUACCUAUACCUGAGUUACCUGUCAGUGCUGACUUAAGACAAUUAAUAAUACCGGGAGAGGCGAAUUAGGGGACAUUAGCAAUGGCGAUGGGCAAGGGUUUUAGGAUAUAUGAGAAAUUGAAACCACCGAGUCCACAUUCUCUCAUUUUGGAACACAGAAAUCGCAAGGAUACGGUCCUUUUUGAGUCGCAGGCAGUUGCUGUUUUGUCUGCCCAAGAGACAGAAUCCUUGAAGAUUCAGUACACAAAGCUGCUUGAUGCCUAUGGCUGCCUGGGGGUCCUUCAGCUCAAUGCUGGAGAAAACACUCUCCUGUACCUGGUCCUGGUGACUGGAUGUUUUUCCGUGGGGAAGAUCGGGGAGUCCGAGAUAUUUAGAAUAACUCAAACUCAAUUUGUACCUCUACAUUACACCCAGGGGAAUGAGGAUCGGGUCUCUGAAGUUCGGAAGGUCCUCAAUUCCGGCACUUUUUAUUUUUCCUGGUCUGCUGGGCAGCAGGAAGCCUUGGAUAUUACACUCAGUGUACAAAGAAGAUACAAAUCAACUAUUACGGAUAAUAGAUUUUUUUGGAAUCGAAUGCUCCACAUUCAUUUGCUGAGGUUUGGAGUAAACACAACAGAAUGGCUGUUGAAAGCAAUGUGCGGCAGUGUGGAGAUCAGGACAGUGUAUGUUGGGCACAGACAAGCUCGGGCAGUUGUUGUCUCUCGUCUGAGUUGCGAACGGGCUGGCACCAGAUUCAACGUCAGAGGAACAAACGACGACGGACACGUGGCCAACUUCGUUGAGACAGAGCAGAUAAUCUACCUGGACAACGAAGUAACCUCUUUUAUCCAAACCCGAGGCUCAGUGCCACUAUUCUGGGAGCAACCGGGUGUUCAAGUGGGCUCCCACAAGGUCAGAAUAUCCCGUGGCUUUGAGGCCUCGGCCCCAGCCUUCGAUCGCCACCUCUCCAUGAUAAAACAACGUUACGGCCAACAAGUGAUUGUCAACCUCCUAGGUUCAAGUUUGAUAGGCAGCAAGGAGGGAGAAGCCAUGCUGAGCCAACAAUUCCAGACCCACCACGGUCGCUCCAACCACAAAGACGUCCCCCACGUGAUCUUCGAUUAUCACCAAGAGUGUCGUGGAGGGAAUAUGAAGAAUCUCUCGAAGCUAAAAGCGAAGGUGGAAAAAUACUUGGACUCUUUCUCUCUGUUCUACGCAGUAGGAGGUGCAGUUCUAAAUGAACAGUCAGGGACCAUUAGAACGAAUUGCCUGGACUGCUUGGACCGCACUAACUGCGUGCAGACCUUCUUUGCUCUGGAGGUCCUCUCCAAGCAAUUAACCCUUCUCAAACUCUUCGAGAAGCAGCAAAUGGUCUCUAGGUUUGAGGAAGUCUUCAGACAGAUGUGGAUAAACAAUGGGAAUGAAGUCAGUAAGAUCUACGCAGGAACUGGGGCCAUCCAAGGGAGCUCUAAACUGAUGGAUGGAGCCAGAUCAGCUGCUAGAACCAUUCAAAACAAUCUACUAGACUCGAACAAGCAGGAGGCCAUUGACAUUCUCCUCCUUGGCUCGACCCUCAACACAGAAUUGGCUGAUCGAGCAAGACUUCUCCUGCCCUCGAAUAUGCUGCACGCACCUCCAAGUGUCCUGCGAGAGAUGUGCAAGCGAUACAACGAGUAUGUAAGACCGAUGAAUUUACGCGUGGGAGUUGGAACGUACAAUGUGAAUGGGGGAAAACACUUUAGGUCAGUAGUUUAUAAGGAUGUAUCUCUUGCGGACUGGCUCUUGGACGCCCCCAGGAACAAUUCCACGUCUCUGGUCUCUCCAGAGUUUGAUGGAGUGCCUGUGGACAUCUUUGCCAUCGGAUUUGAAGAGAUUGUAGACUUAAAUGCGAGCAAUAUCAUGGCAGCUAGUACAGACAACGCCAAGGCCUGGGCGGAUGAACUGCAGAAGGUUUUGUCGAGGGAUGAUGAAUAUGUUUUGAUAACCUAUCAGCAACUGGUGGGCGUCUGUCUCUAUUUAUUUAUCCGGCCCCAACAUGCACCUCAUCUACGAGAUGUAGCUGUGGAUUGUGUGAAGACAGGUUUGGGAGGGACAACUGGGAAUAAAGGAGCUGCUGCAAUACGUUGUGUAUUAUAUUCCACCUCCUUCUGCUUCGUUUGUGCUCAUUUCGCCGCUGGGCAAUCGCAAGUCAAUGAACGAAACGCUGAUUAUGCAGAGAUCACCCGAAAACUUGCAUUUCCAAUGGGAAGGACAUUAAAUACUCACGACUAUGUAUUCUGGUGUGGAGAUUUCAAUUAUCGUGUGGAUAUGGACAAGGAGGAGAUGAGAGAGAUGAUAAGAAGAGGUGAAAUUGAACAAAUUCUUCAGUACGAUCAGCUGAAGAUCCAGCAGGACCAGGGCAAUGUCUUCAAGAACUUCCAGGAGGGCCCAGUCACAUUCCCCCCAACUUAUAAAUAUGAUCUAUUCUCUGAUGAUUACGAUACCAGUGAGAAAUGCCGACAGCCCGCCUGGACUGAUCGAGUCCUGUGGAAGCGACGCAAGCAAAUACCCGAUAUUGACUCUCCAACGGAUUGGAACCCUGGGAGAUUAAUCUAUUAUGGUAGAGCUGAGUUGAAACAGAGUGAUCACAGACCUGUGAUAGCAAUAAUUGAUGUGGACGUUCAUGUUGUGGAUCCAGAUAAACGAGAAGCUGUUUUCCGAGAAGUUAUUCAGGAUCUGGGACCUCCAGAUGGUACCAUCAUAGUCAAGGCUGUUGAAGAGGCUGACGACAUCGACAGUGUCUUCGAUGACAACUUCAUGUUAGCUCUUCUCCAGGAGUUGUCUCACAUCGGAGAGGUUAUCCUUGUGAGAUUCGUAGGAGAAACCAUAUGGGUGACCUUCAGGGACGGCCAGUGUGCUCUGUCAGCAGCGAGGAAGGGAAUGACUCAGGUCUGUGGACAGACGCUUAAAUUAUCCUUGAAGUCUCCUGACUGGGUGCAGUUGAUUCAAAGGGAAAUCGAGAUCUGCAGUAAUACGACAGUGGCUCAGUACGACGAGAAUUCUCCCACGAGGGGUGUUCAGAGACUGGAACGGUUAGAGAUCAAUGAGGAAGCGCAUUCUGGCAGGUCCAGUCCCAGUGAUGGACGCCCACCGAGACCUGCGCCCCCUGCACGUCCUGCGCAGCCACCGAGGUCACCAGCGAGGGAGAGGAAACCCGUACCGAGGGCGGGCGUCAUUAGCGUACUUCCUAAUCAGUUUCCAGUAGGAACUAAUCAGAUUUCAAAUCAGUUUUCAAAUUCUUCCAGUCAGUUUUCACCGUCGAAUCAGUUUUCUGGAGGCUCAAGUCCUUUCAGAGAAGAGAUGAGGGAUGACAAGGCUGAGAGGUUGUCUCCAGAAUCAGCGAUUUAUGAGGAAAUUCUUGAGGAGAUGCCGAAUUAUCCGGUGCCUAAUAGGCCACCACCACCUUUGCCAAGGUCCGCUGGGGAGAGUAAUGAGUCCAAAUCGUCCAGUUCCGUUCCUCCGCCUCUUCCGCAGAGGCAAGCACCUCUACCACCCCCGCAGCACCCCCCACCUAGUCUGCCGCCCAAUAUGCCACCUCCUGUACCUGCUAGAACGACUGGGGGUCCACCCAUUCCGGCCAGGCAUCCACAGUAAAUACGAGGGGAGGUGGGAGGGAGGAUAUUUGGAAGGAAUAUGACAGAACAUGCUAAUAUGGCAAGUUUGAUUAUGUAUGUGUCAUUUCUAGUAGAAAGGGGAGCGAAACAUUUUUGAAAAUAGGAAGAUAUUUCUAUUUCCUCAUCUAAAAAUUGAGAUGAGUCGGUCAUGUUGGGGUUUUUAGAAAAUUUUUGGAAAAUCUUCAAUGUUCAGCUUCUCAAGGAAGACCUCAACGAAUAUAAUAUAAGUUUGUAGAAGCAAUUUAUAAGUUUCACUCGACAUUCCAGUACUGUUUACCGAUUUGUUUUACCAUUGGGAUGAACUUUUUUAAUUGUUUAUUCGAAAGGAUUUUAAAAAAGACGGGAGGGAAUUGUUUUCUGAUAAUUUUGCAUGAUUAAUUUAUAUUAUUCGUUUGGCUCAUAUCAAAGUCCACAGUCGAAUGAUAAGAUGACAUGAGUUGUGGAAAAAGUUUCAAUUUUGUUGCAUAUAUGUCUAGAUGGAAGACGUUUCUGAAAUUUGUCAUAAGCCUUCGUUCUGGAAGCUUCAAAAAUAUAUCCAAAUUUAUAAGAAACGAUUCAUUGAUUCAUCUUUCAAUGAGUGAAACUUCUCUACAAAAUCAUUUAUAAAGGAAGAAAAAAUAACAUUACAGAGAUUGCCAGAUCUAUUUCUUAAAUGACUGUGUUCGAGAUAUUUUUUGUGCACCAAGACUAGAAUAUAUCACUUGUUGAAAAAUGACUUAUAAAAAAGCUAACGAUAAUUAUGCAGGGAUUGAAAACAGAUCAAACCAGCCUAAUACCAGUAUUUGCAUAAUAUCAGAGAUACAAUUACGUUAAUUGCGUAUAUUCUAUGGACAAAAAGAAUGUGAAUUGUUGACCAAUUGUUGUAAGUUUCCAAUUCAUGGGAUUGUUUCUAUCGAGUUGUUGUGUCGUGAAGAUUAGAUAUUUUAAUUUAAAAGCGAUUGUAAAAGCCAACGUUUCGAGACGUUUGAAUUCCUUGGAUAAAAAACUAAAUGAAAAUAUUGUAAUUAAUUUAUUUCGCAGCUUCCUGCGUAGAUUAAUGUCUGUAAAUAAUAAUGUGAUUAGUAGAAAUCUAUUAUCUGCACCUGAAAUCUAAGGGGGGGGGAG